Kalmanozyma brasiliensis GHG001 is the source of this 1059-nucleotide messenger RNA. Its product is annotated as ATPase assembly factor ATP10, mitochondria. NCBI's taxonomy places the organism in Eukaryota, Fungi, Basidiomycota, Ustilaginomycetes, Ustilaginales. The record is from RefSeq and is a predicted model, not a curated record. Gene Ontology annotation, biological process: mitochondrial proton-transporting ATP synthase complex assembly. Gene Ontology annotation, cellular component: mitochondrial inner membrane. Bases 1 to 1059 code for a protein of 352 amino acids. The transcript has a single exon.
AUGCUGCGAUCGCUCGUAUCGGCAGCGAGGCCGGUCCUCGCCUCCUCUGCACGGGCGGACAUUGGUGCCACUCGCAUGCUCACUUCUACAUCGACGGCAAGGGGCAAGUCUGGCUCGGGCCCUAGCACCUCAUCUGCGUCGGCAUCAUCGUCAUCAGCGUCCCCCUCAUCAACAUCGUCAGCCUCGACAUCCUCAACCACCAGCUCUUCUGCAACACCACCUUCAUCCUCAUCGACCCCACCCACAUCCGCGACAGCGUCAUCGUCCUCCACCACUCCACCACCUCCGUCCACCAAGCCUCUGGUCCGGGAGUCCUCCACGCCCGCAGACGCACUAAACACCCUCCCUCUGCCCUACCUCUCGUUCGCCAUCGGCGUGCCCACCCCUCCCUCCUCCGCCGCGCCCACCUGGUCGGAGCGUCGUGAAACGCUCACCUCUACCGACUACCGUAUGGCCUCUCGAACCGCCAUUGUCAAAGAAGCAACCCGGGGCUAUUUUCACGACUUUCACGCGAUCCGAUCGCACGGGGGCAAAACGUGGCGUGCGCCCUCCACCCUUAUUCGUGAAGACCGCAGUCUUUACUUCCCUCGCUUCGCCGGUACGCGUCUCGCCGAUCGGGCGAGUGUCAACACCGUCGACAUGCUCAGGGGGAAAGUGAGCAUCGUGGCGUUGUUGGGGAGUAAGAUCUCCGAAGAACACACAAAGAGCUUCUACGCCGAUACGGUGGCAGAGUUUCAAGGGAGAAAAGGCUUUCAGUUGGUCCAGAUCAAUUUGCAGAACAACAAGUUGAAAAGCUAUCUGGUUAGCCUCUUUCUUGCGUCGCUGCGCAGUCAGAUCCCUCAAGAAUGGCACCAGACGUAUCUGUUGAGCAGUCAAAACAUCGAAUUGGAAAAAGAUGCGCUAGGGUAUCAUAACAAGCACGUAGGGUAUACGUAUCUCGUCGAUGAGCGGGGCAAGGUCAGGUGGGCCGGCGGAGCGUUUGCCGAAGAGGGCGAGAGGGACGCGUUGAAACGGUGCACGGGGGUGUUGCUGGAAAGAGUGGGGGAGAAGAGGAAGUAG